This is a messenger RNA of Epinephelus moara (kelp grouper), 3141 nucleotides long. RefSeq lists its product as uncharacterized. NCBI's taxonomy places the organism in Eukaryota, Metazoa, Chordata, Actinopteri, Perciformes, Serranidae. Gene Ontology annotation, biological process: homophilic cell-cell adhesion; heterophilic cell-cell adhesion. The transcript has 15 exons. Gene Ontology annotation, cellular component: adherens junction. The coding region runs from base 26 to 2863 and encodes 945 amino acids. The record is from RefSeq and is a predicted model, not a curated record.
CUCUGUUUCACUCAAUGACACCAGCAUGGGAUGCUCAGGGCUGUUGAUUUUGGGUUUUGUCCUAAAUGUUGCUCACUCCUUGGAAAUUCUGGGUCCGAGUGGAGAGCCACUUCUUGAGGUCACACACAAUGUCACAGGAGUCCUGGGAGAGGACAUCUACCUGAGCUGUAUAUAUCUGGGCGAGAGCGACAUCCAGAGCGCUGAGUGGAGACGCCAGAGUAGUUCUAAAUUUAAAUCCAAGCGACUGGCAGGAUUUUUAAGUGGCAGGCCAUUUAGCCGUGAAGACUUCUCCUACCCAGACUCUUUGACCAACCUCACAGUUCAGAUGAAGGUGUCCAGUGUGGAGGCCGAGGGAGAAUACAUCUGCGAGUUUGAAUCAGAGGAGGAAUAUUAUUCUGACAGCGUAUUCGUCACUGUAGUAGCUCGGCCUGACAUACAGAUUGUGGUGAAUGCUGAGACCAUAAGCGGCACUCACUACCAGUCAGUGUCAUGCUCUGCAGUUGGUGGCCGGCCUGUUCCUAGGAUCAGCUGGUUGGUCGGUGGCCGUCCUCCCUCAGGUGACCCCUUCACUGUGAACGUGACUGAAACCAUACACUCAAACGGAACCUCCACUCUGAGCAGCAUCCUCCGCUUCCCCACCCACCUGCAGGACGAAGACAGCGUGACCUGCGUGGUUCAACACCCGACCCUCCCAAACCCCAAACUCACCACAGUGAGGGUGGAAACCUACACGAGGCCAAAUGUGACCAUUAAAGCAGAGAUGGUACAAGAAGGAGGAAGUGAGUUGUGGGUGGUCUCUUGCAUUUCAUCUGGAGGGAGACCUGACGCUGACAUCUCCUUGGCUUUGAACACCGACAAAGAGCUGCAGAGGGAGGACAGCCCAGACUCAGACAUGCAAACGAGCUCAGUCCUCCUCCCGGCAACCGAGUAUGAGGGGCAGAAUGUCACCUGUUUGUUUGACCACCCCAAAUUUGCACACAAAGAGUCACGAGUCAUAACACUGCCAUCUUUUUCUUUAUCCAGAGUUCAGUUGUUGAACUCAGAGCUGGAAAGCAAGAGUGAUGACUUCCAAGGCACUGAAUUUUUGGAGCUGCAGGAAGGACAGAGUGACGUCGUCAUCAGCCUGCAGAUCACGGGGAAUGUGCCACGUUUCAAUGCUACCUGCAAAAAAGAUGAUGGGCCCUUGCCUGAGGGUGUGGAGCUGGUUGGCAGUAACCUCACAGUGAAGGGUCCCGUGGAGCAUCAGCAUGCCGGCCUGUACGAAUGUACCUUCUCGUAUCGCCAUCUUGAAGCGAUGCUGAAGUUAAAUGUCACAGUGAAACCUCAUGUUGUACAGCCUGUUCCUCCUACUAUACAAGUUGAUUCGAAGACUGAAGAUGGACACAGAGUGAUUGAGUGCUCAGCAGUUGAUGCUGUUCCUGCAGCCAACAUGUCCUGGCUUCUACCAGAGGGUGUGUCUGGAGUCUCUUGGUUCAAUUUCACUUCUCAUAAUGGAAGCCACUCUGUCAGAGGAGUUUUACUCCUCCCUGCCUGCUCGCCUUGGGAGCUCACUGCAGAGUGUGUGAUAAAUCACCCUGCGUUUGAGGAGCCAGAGAACAGAAGCAUAACCCUCCCUCUUUGCGCUCGCCCAAACAUCACCAUCGACUCCAGCACUGAGUGGAAAGACGGUGACGAGUACACAAAGGUGGACUGCUCUGUGACCAGUGUUGCCCCUGCAGCAAACAUAACCUGGCAUGUUGGAAACAAAGACAACAGCAUCAGUUAUGUGUCAGAGACUAAAGUCCAGGCUGAUGGUUUGGUAUUGGCCUGUGGCUCUGCGUACUUCUUGUCCUCUUUGUAUUCCGGUCAGAAUGUGACCUGCAUGGUGGAGCAUCUGAGCCUGGAGGCACCAGAAAAAAGAACAAUACACAUUCUUGUGCACAAAGCCCCUGUGCUGAGUGUGUCUGUGGUGAGGCAGCAGGACUCUCCCUUCUGGCUGGCAGUGUGUGACUGCAGAGGGGAGGGUGCCGGGACGAACCUCGCCUGGGUCCUUCCCGAAAAUGCCAAAGGCCAAACAUCCCUGAACUCAGAGUAUGAAGGGCGUGUCCGCAAAGCCAGGCUGACUUAUCAGUUUCCACUGGCCCUUCAUGAGGGACAGGACCUGACCUGUGUGUAUCAGUUUGAACAUGGAGCCACAGAGAAGAAGACCAUUCGUAUUCCUAAAUACCAUAUCUCCUCCGUGAGAGUCUUAAACCACACGACUCCUCUGCAAACCCGCUACGGUGGUAAAACCAUCACACACAGACUGACUCUCCAGGAAAAUCAUCGCAACCAGAGAGUACUGCUCCGUGUCGAAGGCAACGUGCCAGAGUACGACCUCAGCUGUAAAAGAACAACAUGGCGAACCCUGUGCAAGAGGACCCGCUCCAUACGUAGAUAUAAAAGGCUCAUUUUAAGGAGAGAUGGCUCAUACGUCGGCUCAUACGUCCGAAUGGAAGGGCAUGCAAUGGUCUUCCAGUCAGAGCUCACAGAGGCGGAUGAAGGCCUGUACACCUGCCAGGCGUCCUUCUAUCACCACACAGCCACUGUCAACAUUCUCGUGGAGGUCAUGAGCAAGGACAAACAGUUUGCACUUGUGGCCAUUAUCUGCAUGUCUUCGGCCUUUGCCAUGAUCCUCAUCCUCGUCGUCACCCUCUGGGUGUGCUGCAAAGGAUGUUGCAGGAAACAACACAAACAGCGGGAGUCCCUCUCAGCGUUGACAUCUCUGAUGCAAGAGCCCGGCUCUCCUGAGGUGAAGAAGCCAGCAGUGGAGGAUGAGGACAGUAAGGAAUACGCUCAGCUGGUCAGUUACUCCAUCGUCAUUGAUGUCAAGAGUACAGUGUGAAGAUGAGACAGCUUUGGAUUCAACCUUCUGCUUUACAUUGUGCGCAAACUGGAUAUGAAGGUUUACUGAAACUGCAGCUUUAGUUCAGCAUUAGAAGUGAAAUAAUCCUGUUUACAUUCUGAAAUAUCUGUUCUUUUUAAGGUUUUUUUACUUUGAUGGAUUUGCAUUAAUGUUUUUAAACGCAUUAUUUUUGCACUUUUUCAUUUUACUUGAAUUUUGUACUGUUUUUAUGCACAUUGUAUUUUCCAGUAUUUGUCAAUAAAGUCACCACAAUUAAC